This is a messenger RNA of Choloepus didactylus (southern two-toed sloth), 5484 nucleotides long. It is a transcript of the gene STK4, whose product is annotated as serine/threonine kinase 4. NCBI's taxonomy places the organism in Eukaryota, Metazoa, Chordata, Mammalia, Pilosa, Megalonychidae. Gene Ontology annotation, cellular component: cytoplasm. The coding region runs from base 53 to 1513 and encodes 486 amino acids. The transcript has 11 exons. Gene Ontology annotation, biological process: protein tetramerization; protein phosphorylation; regulation of MAPK cascade. The record is from RefSeq and is a predicted model, not a curated record. Gene Ontology annotation, molecular function: ATP binding; protein serine/threonine kinase activity.
UCCCGGGGGAGGAUGGGGCAGUGAGCGGGUUCGGGCGGCUGCCGGCAACGCCAUGGAGACGGUACAGCUGAGGAACCCGCCGCGCCGGCAGCUGAAAAAGUUGGAUGAAGAUAGUUUAACCAAACAACCAGAAGAAGUGUUUGAUGUCUUAGAGAAACUUGGAGAAGGGUCCUAUGGCAGCGUAUACAAAGCUAUUCAUAAAGAGACUGGUCAGAUUGUUGCUAUUAAGCAAGUUCCUGUGGAAUCAGACCUGCAGGAGAUAAUCAAAGAAAUCUCAAUAAUGCAGCAAUGUGACAGCCCUCAUGUAGUCAAAUAUUAUGGCAGUUAUUUUAAGAAUACAGACUUGUGGAUCGUUAUGGAGUACUGUGGGGCUGGCUCUGUGUCUGAUAUCAUUCGAUUACGAAAUAAAACAUUAACAGAAGAUGAAAUAGCUACAAUACUACAGUCCACACUUAAGGGACUGGAAUACCUUCAUUUUAUGAGGAAAAUCCACCGAGAUAUCAAGGCGGGCAAUAUUUUGCUAAAUACAGAAGGACAUGCAAAACUUGCGGAUUUUGGAGUAGCAGGUCAACUCACGGAUACCAUGGCAAAGCGAAAUACAGUGAUAGGAACGCCAUUUUGGAUGGCUCCUGAAGUGAUUCAGGAAAUUGGGUAUAACUGUGUGGCAGACAUCUGGUCGCUGGGAAUAACUGCAAUAGAAAUGGCGGAAGGAAAACCCCCAUAUGCUGAUAUCCAUCCAAUGAGGGCAAUCUUCAUGAUUCCUACAAAUCCUCCUCCCACAUUCCGAAAGCCAGAGAUGUGGUCAGAUAACUUUACAGAUUUUGUGAAGCAGUGUCUUAUAAAGAGCCCUGAGCAGAGAGCCACAGCAACUCAACUCCUACAGCACCCAUUUGUCAAGAGUGCCAAAGGAGUGUCAAUACUGCGGGACUUAAUCAAUGAAGCCAUGGAUGUGAAGCUGAAACGCCAGGACGUUGAAUGGGAUGUGGACCAGGACGAUGAAGAGAACUCGGAGGAGGAUGAAAUGGAUUCUGGCACAAUGGUUCGGGCAGCAGGUGAUGAGAUGGGCACUGUCCGAGUUGCUAGCACCAUGAGUGAUGGAGCCAAUACUAUGAUUGAGCAUGAUGACACGUUGCCAUCACAAUUGGGCACCAUGGUGAUCAAUGCAGAGGAUGAGGAAGAGGAAGGGACUAUGAAAAGAAGGGAUGAAACCAUGCAGCCUGCAAAACCAUCUUUCCUUGAAUACUUUGAACAAAAAGAAAAGGAAAAUCAGAUCAACAGCUUUGGCAAGAGCGUAUCUGGCCCACUGAAAAAUUCUUCAGAUUGGAAAGUACCACAGGAUGGAGACUAUGAGUUUCUUAAGAGUUGGACAGUGGAAGACCUUCAGAAGAGGCUGCUGGCCCUUGACCCCAUGAUGGAGCAGGAGAUAGAAGAGAUCCGACAGAAGUACCAGUCCAAGCGGCAGCCAAUCCUCGAUGCCAUUGAAGCUAAGAAGCGGCGGCAACAAAACUUCUGAGCAAGCCCAGGCUGGGAGGGCCCCCAACUCCACACAGGCCUUCAGUGAAUUCUGUGGAUUACUCGCCAUUCAAGUUUGUUAGCCAGCAGUUCUGCUCUGUCAUUUCUCCACAGCACCUUUGUGAACUCAGGAAUGUGCGCCAGAGGGAAGGGCUACUGACAGCGUGUCAUCUUGAUAUGUGCAUUUAAAGUGGUCAGGUAUAUUAUUUCAAAGGAUAUAUAUUGGCGCUUUUAAACUCAGAGUUUUAAACCCCAGGAACACAGACUCCCAGUUGAAUGAUAGCUGGGAAAGUUUUAUGUUAUCUUUGUUUUUCCUCUCCCAAUACCUUUCAAUUGUUCUUUCUGGAAGACUUUUAAAAAUAUAUAAAUAUACAUAUAUAUAUAUAUAUAUAUAUAUAUAAAUUAUAAAUAGAUUCCCCACUCAGUGUGGAGGCAUCUCUGUACAGGUACAGUUUUAAACAGUUUGCCUCUUUUCUGAAAGAUUACGGUACUGUGGAACAUGAAGGCAGAGGGCACUGGAGGCUGUUGGGGUCACUAGAAUCCCAGGAACCAACCUUACCCUUUGCAGGAUUACAUUAAAAAUUAACUUUGCGGCCAGUUCUUUAGCCAAGGUUUCAGCCUUUAUAUAGAUCAUCACUGGCUUCUGAAGCCACUGGUGAGGUCCAAGCGACCCUGGCUGUUUGUGUUUACUCUGAGUCCCAGGAGAAGCCUGGCGCCCUUUUUGCAAAUUGGCCUUUGCUGUUUCAGUGUCUGUCAUCUAUCUCCACUCUCCCAACUGCCUAAAGUCACAGCACAGAUCCCGCCUAGUGCCUUAAGAGGAGACGUGAUCCAGUGAGGGGACAGGCCUACCAGGACCUCUCAGCAUACAUGGGGCUCUGGUCAGUCCACAAAAGGGAAAGGGUUUCAGAGCUCUUAUUGUUCACGUGAUGAUCACAAACUUGGCGUUUUGCUCCACAUUCCUUAUAGAGAAGGGUAGAGGGCAUUGCUUUUGUGAGCCUCAUUCAAAUAUGUGACUAUUCUCUUGUACCUUUUACUGCAAAGGGAUCUGGAAAGGAAAAAUGAAAAUCAGACCAAGAUUUGUUCUCCAGGAGGAUCAAUCCAGACAUGUAGAAUGCCAGAGACAGAAAUGAUCACAGAGAUCAUGUGGUCCUACCUCCUCAUUGUCUAGAUGGGAAAACUGAGGCUUAGAGAGGGGAAGUGAUGUGGCCAAAAUCACAGAGCAUGUUAGAGUAAGAACUGGUACCAGAACUUGGGACUCCUCAUCCCUGGACCACUGAACCAAGCAGCCCUUUCUCCAAGGGAAGAGACUUGUGCCAGUUUGGGUUCACCUGUCCCAAGGGACUCCACUAACUGAAACUUGCUCUUGCCUUGCCUUUUCAGUGGGUGACCUGGCUAUGAAAAGAUUCCCAAUGGGACCCCGAUUGUUCAGUUUGGUUUCAAUGAGUCCACGAGCUCUGCAGCGUCUGCCGGAUAGCAGACCAGCCUCUGCUCAGGCAGACUAGGGCCUGAAGCAGAUCACAGGGCUUUGCAAAAGAUAGCACAGAGCCAUCCUUCUGCACCUUUGGCUCAAGACCACUUGGCAUUUAGUCACGCAGCAAAGAGCAGACAGUUGGGAAAAGCAAAUGUCCUUUUAUUUAAUUUAUUUUCUAAUACCUCUUCCCUUCAGAUAGGGGAGCCACAACUGGUUUGCACCUAAGAAUGCUGUAAUUUGACUCCAUAAUUGCUUUUGCUCCAUAAACCUGUGGAUCAAUGGGAAGGCUGAGAAUGUUCUUCUGUGGCCAGAUUCUGUUCUUUGCAUUUAAAGCAAGUUUUUAAAAAUGCAAGAGGCAGUUACUGGUCUGCAGGGCUUGGCUGCAGCUGAGUGGCAGAUACAAAGAAGAGAGGACAAUUUGAGGAUCCUGCUAGAAUAAUAAAUGGCAGCUAGCAUUCAUCAACCGUCUGUUACAUGCCAGGCUGAGCUAGGUAGGCUCUCUUUACAUGUGUCAGCUCCAAACUUCACAAUAAGCCUGUGAAUUAAGUACUUUACCUCUGUUUCAUAGAUGAAGAAACAGAUUCAGAGAGAAAAAGAUUUUUUCUCAAGGUAAUGUAGCCAGUACAUGUUGGAAUCAAGAUUCACAGCAUCAUCAUAUGGGACCAUUAUUUACAGGGAAAAGAAAAGUCACAAGUCGGUUUAAAAUGAAGUGACCACCUUUUCUUGCACAGACUAAAUAAUACUACCUAGCAUUUUUGGGUUGGGAAACAGCUGAAUUAGUAGUCAAGUCUAACAGCCAAGUGAGUUUUAAAAAUCAAAGUUUCCAGUGGUCAUCUCUCACUCCAUCUGCUAUGCUAAUUAACAGUCUGCCUCAGUCUCUUUCUCUUUUAAACAAAGGACUUUGCAGUUGGCCAAAAAGGAGGGGAAUGCCUGUUUUCUCCCAUUCUAGGCGAGAUCCAAGUAAAGAAAGGUUCGAUUCUUCCUCUAAAAUGUUCUUGGGUCGUGAACUUUGAUCUGGAGUUUAUUUUGUUUCACGUAUGUGUGCACUCAACCUGCUGGUCCAACAAAGUGGAUUGUUCACCACUCUGGCUAGACAGAGCCCUUUGGCCAGAAGCCAAUUUGUUUUGGAUCAGAUAAAUUUCCUGACAAAGGUGUAUUUAUUUUCUAGUGACAGAAAGGCAGAGGAGCAAGUCCUAGUCAUUUUUCCCUUGAAUACUAAAUUCAAGGUAUAUCAGCUUGCUUUUAUUGAGGCCUGAGCUUCAGUCAUUGCUUGAGCACUGUGAUUCAAGCUUCCAGAGAAUUUUGAGACUCUCACAUAUUCUCUGCUUCCAAGAAACAAUGGCCCGUAUAUAAUUGUGUUAUUAAAAAAUCUCAAAUUCUCUAAGAAUAUCUUACUUGACUCUUUGUAAUUUCAAAGCAUAGUUCUGUCUGUCGCCUCUGACCUUUUCCCCAACCACCAAUUGGAUGAAUGAAUGUUUAGAUGGCUGGAUGGCUGGCUAGAUAGAUAGAAAAAAAUAAAAAGUCUGAAGCAGUUUAAGAACUAUAGCCUUAACUCCUUGAGGUUGUAGUUUCUGAUCCAGGAAACAUUUAUUUAGCACCUACCAUAUGUCAGAAAUUUAUUGUACCAUUUAAUACUUAGUAGUUCUUACCAAUAUCAUUAAUGAGAGAGGUGACAUAACGAUAGAUCUUACAGAUAUUAAAGGUUAAUAGACUAUUUUAAACAACUAUAUGCUAAUAAAUUCAACAACUUAAAUUAAAAGGAGAGAUUCCUUGAAAGGUUCAAACUACCAAAGUUCACUCAAGAAGAAAUAGAUAACUUGAAUAGUCCUAUUUCUAUUAAAACUUAAUAGCUCUGGGAGAUGUAGGUAUUGUCCUCAUUUUACAGAUGAAUUUAAGAGAGGUGAAGUCUGUUGCUCAAGGUCACACAGCUAGAAUAUGGCAGAGACAGGGUUCAAAUCCAGGUCUUCUGAUUCCUACUCCAGUGCCCUUUCUAGCAUACCAUGUUGCCUCUAAAGAUCGCAGCUCCUUAUUUACUGGAAAAUUGUUCCUGCCCAGUCCAUCCCCCAAAUCCAUCCUUUCUUAAGCACUAUGUUUGUGUUUUUAUCGGGAUUAUAUUGAUUAUCUUUGCAAUCAUGUUCUUGUUUAUUUUUGGAAAAAAAUCUCUUCUACCAGCUUGCACUUGGGACAACUUGGGGGAAAAAAAAGCUUAAAUGCUGUCACUGAUGUACAACUUAAAAAUGUGAAGUUUGUAGCUUUAACUUUUUGUAAUAAAAACUAGUAACACUGGCUGAAGUGCUGACUUGAAAUGCUAUUUUGUAAGGUUUAGAUGUAUAUAAUCUAUUGAGGUCAGCAGUUUGUAUAUGUAGCUUCCUUCAUUACCUUUUUUUAAAAAAAUCUGAGAUGUUUCCUUUGUGCUUUUACAUUAGAAUUGUUGUUCUCCAUCCUUCCUCCUCCUCGCACCUUUUCACCUUUGUUUUAAAUAAACUGUCCUUUGGAAUACA